Molecule: messenger RNA, 2986 nt
Organism: Salarias fasciatus (jewelled blenny)
Lineage: Eukaryota; Metazoa; Chordata; Actinopteri; Blenniiformes; Blenniidae
Product: protein-methionine sulfoxide oxidase mical2b-like
Exons: 16
Coding region: 105-2111 (668 amino acids)
Molecular function (GO): protein binding; FAD binding
Source: RefSeq, a predicted model, not a curated record
GCAGGAGGAGCAGGAGGAGCAGGAGGAGCAGGAGGAGCAGGAGGAGCAGAUCGGGUCCUGGUCCCCUCCUGCUGGCAGUGUGGGGACAGGAGGUGGACCGAGCGAUGGGGGACGUGGAGGACGUGCGAGCGUCUCAGGCGGUCCGUCUCUUUGAGACCCUGGUGCAGGCGUCCAGCUGCAGGGGGACGCUGCAGGCCUUCAGCACCCUGUGCAGACAGCUGGACCUGGACCCGCUGGACCACCACAACUUCUACGGCCACCUGAAGGACGCCGUCCGGUCCUGGAAGGUCCAGGCUCUGUGGACCAAACUGGACAAGAGGGCCCAGAACAAGGUCUACGGCCAGAACGGCGCCUGCAGCGGAACCCGGGUCCUGGUGGUGGGCGGGGGUCCGUGCGGCCUGCGCACCGCCAUCGAGCUGCGCCUGCUGGGCUGUAAGGUGGUUCUGAUCGAGAAGCGGGACACGUUCUCCAGGAACAACGUUCUGCACCUGUGGCCCUUCGCCAUCCACGACCUGCGGGGCCUCGGGGCCAAACACUUCUACGGGAAGUUCUGCGCCGGAUCCAUCGACCACAUCAGUAUCCGCCAGCUGCAGCUGAUGCUGCUGAAGGUCAGCCUGAUCCUGGGGGUCGAAGUUCACGUCAACGUGGAGUUCGUCAAGCUGCUGGAACCCAGCGAGGAACCGGACGCUCCGGGCUGGAGAGCUCUUGUCCUUCCUUCGUCUCACUCCGUCUCUGAGUUUGAGUUUGACGUCGUGAUCGGAGCCGACGGACGGAGGAACACUCUGGAGGGGUUCUCCAGGAAGGAGUUCCGGGGGAAGCUGGCCAUCGCCAUCACGGCCAACUUCGUGAACCGGAACAGCGCGGCGGAGGCGUCGGUGGAGGAGAUCAGCGGCGUGGCCUUCAUCUUCAACCAGCGCUUCUUCCUGGAGCUGCGGGACGAGACGGGAAUCGACCUGGAGAACAUCGUUUACUACAAAGACCAAACUCACUACUUCGUCAUGACGGCAAAGAAACACAGUCUGCUGGAGAAGGGAGUGCUGCUGAGAGACUUCCCGGAGACGGAGCGGCUGCUGAGCCCGGAGAACGUUUCCCAGGAUGCCUUGCGGUCGUUCGCCCGGCAGGCGGCGGACUUCGGGACCGGGUACCAGCUGCCGGCGCUGGACUUCGCCGUGGACCAGCAGGGCCGGCCCGACGUGGCCGUCUUCGACUUCACCUGCAUGCACGCCGCGGAGAGCGCCGCGCUGAUCCGGCGGCGCCGCGGCCGCCGCCUGCUGGCGGCGCUGGUGGGAGACAGCCUGCUGGAGCCCUUCUGGCCCAUGGGCACCGGCUGCGCCCGCGGCUUCCUGGCGGCGUUCGACACGGCGUGGAUGAUCCGAGGCUGGAGGGCCGGCCGGGCCGAGCUGGAGCUGCUGGCCGAGAGGGAGAGCCUGUACCGCCUGCUGCCUCAGACCACCUCGGAGAACAUCAGUAAGAACUUUGAGCAGUACAGCAUCGACCCGGCAACCCGCUACCCCAACCUCAACUCCUGCUGCGUGCGCCCCCACCAGGUUCGCCACCUCUUAAUUGACGGUCUGCAGGACUCUGGAGUUGUGGACCGAAGAGGACCCGCCAGUCUGUCCAGGAGAGACCCGGCGGUCCGACCCGGUCUGCUGCUGGCCUGGUGCCAGAGACAGACCCAGGGCUACAGGGGGGUCCGGGUCCGGGACCUGAGCCGGUCCUGGAGGAGCGGCCUGGCUCUGUGCGCCCUGAUCCACCGCCAGAGACCCGGGCUCAUUGACUUCGACGCGCUGACGGAGGACGACCCGGCGGGGAACGUCCAGCUGGCACUGGAUCUGGCCCAGCGGGAGUUCGGCGUCCAGCCGGUCACCACGGGGGCGGAGCUAACGGCGGGGGCGGAGCCAGACAAGCUGCUCAUGGUCUUCUACCUGACCAGGCUCUACCAGGCCUUCAGGGAUCCCAGGGACCCCCCGGGAGACAUUUCAGGAUCUAAAGAAGACGAGAACAGUGACGACGUUCCGUCUGGAACGGAGAACCGAGCAGAGAACCUGCCUCAGAUGAGGAAGAGGAUCCCCCAGCUGGAAAAGAAACUCGGAGGAAGAUUUCAAACCUGAUCGACCUGCUGCAACUCUUCUGUCCACAAGGGGGCUCUGCACCACGUGAUGCAGAGUCCUGCACGGUCUUACCGCAAAAACAGCUGAUUUGCGGGUGGUUUUUAAAAUCUUUUUUUUCUCGGGUUCGGAUCUGGGUGGGAACAACAGCUUGCGGGUCGGGUCGCGGGUUGUAGAUUGACUCAUGAGAAUCAAUCUAAAAUAAUAAUAAAUAAAAUCAAACCGUCGUGACGUGACCCGUCUGCUGCGACCGUCUGCAGCUCCGCCGCUCUGCUGCUUCCGUUCCCGGGCUUCAGUCAGUUGAGCAAAGUGCAGAAAACUGUCGUGGUCAUUAUUUACUCUCUGAGGGUCGCUUCCUGCCACAGUCAUUGGCUCAGCUGUUUCAUCGCGUUUCACCAUCUAGUAACACAGUUUGUGAUUGGACGAGAGCAUGAAACGGUCUGCCGCCGUCUGACAGGCGCCACUUCCAAACAGUUACUAGCUAUUUAGAUAUUUGAGAAAUAAAAUGAUGAAACGUAGAACUGUCACUUUGUAAAGUUCCUGAAGUGUUCAGACAUCACCGUGUUUCCCUGGUGGAUUACUUUUCUCCUCCAUGGAUUCUAAACAUGUCACGGCUCGUAGCUGCUGAACGACGGAAAGUACGUCUGUUACACACUAAAGUUCCCUUUAAGAGAUUAAAAGUUUAAAAGCAUUAAACGUAACAAACGAGUGUUUUUCCAGUUGUGUGGCAGAAGAACAGCAGGGGGGAUGAUUCAGGACUGAAGUCAGGCUGUUGUUGGAGGAGCUGCUUCCUUCAGGUGUUGUUUAGUCGCUGGCAGCUGAACUGUGGCGAAGUGCUGCAUGAUGCAGACACUGUGGCCCAACAUGAGGGCUUUAAA